Mya arenaria is the source of this 1813-nucleotide messenger RNA. Its product is annotated as target of rapamycin complex subunit lst8-like. Gene Ontology annotation, cellular component: TORC1 complex; TORC2 complex. Gene Ontology annotation, molecular function: protein binding. NCBI's taxonomy places the organism in Eukaryota, Metazoa, Mollusca, Bivalvia, Myida, Myidae. The transcript is spliced from 9 exons. The coding region runs from base 91 to 1044 and encodes 317 amino acids. Gene Ontology annotation, biological process: regulation of actin cytoskeleton organization; TOR signaling. The record is from RefSeq and is a predicted model, not a curated record.
UUCAAUUUCGCGACUUCAAAAAACCAAACCAAAAAAGCAACAAAAAUAAUUGUUCAUUUCGCAAGCUCAUUAACAUUGAUAGCUUGUGCAAUGAGUGUAAGUGAUGCUUCAGGUGACCCUGUAAUACUUGCCACUGCUGGUUAUGAUCAUGCAAUUCGUUUUUGGCAGGCGCACAGUGGGAUUUGUUACAGGACUGUGCAACACCCGGAUUCACAAGUAAAUGCAUUAGAGAUCACACCAGAUAAACUGCUGAUUGCUGCAGCAGGGUACCAACACAUCCGCAUGUAUGAUCUGAACUCCAACAACCCCAAACCUGUGAUAAACUAUGAUGGAAUAAGUAAGAAUGUGACGGCCGUUGGUUUCCAUGAGGAGGGGAAGUGGAUGUACACAGGUGGAGAGGAUAACUCUGCCAGGAUUUGGGACCUCAGAUCUAGAAACUUACAGUGCCAAAGAAUAUUUCAAGUGAAUGCGCCAGUAAACUGUAUAUGCCUCCAUCCAAACCAGGGUGAACUGUUUAUAGGAGACCAAAGUGGAACAAUACAUAUAUGGGACCUGAAGACAGAUAAAAAUGAGCAUUUAAUACCUGACCCUGAUGCCUCUAUACAGUCUAUCAGCAUUGACCCUAUGGGAACAAUGAUGUCAGCAGUAAAUAAUAAGGGUCAGUGCUAUAUUUGGACCCUCACAGGUGGCAGGAAUGAUGACCCCACAAUGUUGCAUGAGAAGGAUGACUUUACCGUGAGCCCCAGAUACGCUCUCAAAUGCCUCUUUAGCCCAGAUUCAACGCUCCUUGCCACCACUUUAGCUGACAACUGUACCAAGAUUUGGAAGACAGCAGACCUGACUUUGCAUACAGAGCUCAAGGACAGCUCUCAGAGAUGGGUGUGGGAUUGUGCCUUCAGUGGGGACUCACAAUAUAUCAUCACAGCAUCGUCAGACAACAUGGCACGGCUCUGGAGCGUGGACACAGGAGAGGUCAAGAAAGAAUACAGUGGCCACCAGAAGGCUGUAGUGUGUCUCGCCUUCAGAGAUGAGUCCAUACAGUAACAUUUCAUACGUUGUUCAUGUAUGGACUUCUAUAUGUGUUCAUUGUUUUUAUUAUGUAUUAUGAUAAUUUGUACUAAAAAUAAUUUUUACUAAAAAUCAAAAUUAAGUGGGGUUUUUUUUUUAAAGCUGUUUUUAAGAAAAGAAGGCUUAGAAAUCACAGCUCCAAUUUACAGUUACACCAGCUACUACCUUACAUUUCUAACUUCCUUCAUUGUUGAUAUUUCAGAUGAUUUUAAGCUAAUCUUUUUUAAUCAGAAAAAAGGCGAUGUCAUUGUCUUUACACUUAAUGUGCAAAGGCUUGAAACUUAGACAUAAAUAUAGAACAUUCUAGAUAUUCAAAUUAGCCAGAAAUAUAAUGCCUAUUUGUAGCAACUCUGGCAAUAAUAAUAAUAAUAUUAGAAAUUGUUCAAUUGUGUCCAUUUUCAACGAAAAUCCCCGAAUUGACAGUCUUUAAAACAAGUAUAUGGAAUUUUGAUUUGGCCUUCAAUUUUUUUUUUUUUUUUCAUUUUAAUGCAUUAUCAUGUUUAACUCAUUUGAAUUUAAUUAUCAAAACAAAAAGAAGCAUAUGAAUUGUGUACAGAUAAAAAUAUAUUAGUGAUAUUUUGGCGCUUUUUUGCUGGAAAAUUUCUGGCUAUGUAUCAAUUUAUUCAAAACAAAUAUUUAUAAAGGCUAAUAUUUUUAUGUAUAGGGCAGAUUCAGGUAGCUAUGUAUGUUGUUUUCUUAGCACAAAGGUGUUUGACAAGCAAUAAUAAACAGCAAGGCAAGCAUC